This is a messenger RNA of Alosa alosa (allis shad), 2515 nucleotides long. RefSeq names its product organic solute carrier partner 1b (gene oscp1b). The coding region runs from base 158 to 1300 and encodes 380 amino acids. The transcript has 10 exons. The record is from RefSeq and is a predicted model, not a curated record. Lineage: Eukaryota; Metazoa; Chordata; Actinopteri; Clupeiformes; Clupeidae. Gene Ontology annotation, biological process: transport. Gene Ontology annotation, cellular component: cytoplasm; plasma membrane.
GGUUCUUGCUCGUCGUGACCUGGCAACCAAGUGAAAGCUUUCAGACGCUUUAUCCCAAACAGCAAAAAGAAUCCAGGCUCUGUCUGUUUUGUUGCCACAAUCAAGUUAUUAGAGUAAAUUAUAAAACUGAAGGGUUGCUUCAGCGUGAACAUCCAACAUGUCUUCGAGAACACUACCUCUUCUCUUCAUUAAUCUCGGUGGAGAAAUGCUUUACAUCCUGGAUCAACGCCUACGAGCUCAGAAUAUCCCAGCCGACAAAGCCAAGAAAGUAAUGAAUGACAUCAUCACUACCAUGUUCAAUAAGAAGUUCCUGGAGGAGCUGUUCAAGCCACAGGAGCUGUACUCCAAGAAGGCCUUGAGAACUGUUUUUGACCGACUGGCCCAUGCCUCAAUCAUGAGGCUCAACCAAGCCAGCAUGGACAAGCUCUAUGACUUGAUGACCAUGGCUUUCAAGUAUCAGGUCCUGCUCUGUCCACGACCAAAGGACAUCUUGCUGGUCUCCUUCAACCAUAUGGACGCCAUCAAAGACUUUGUGAGAGACACACCCAGCAUCCUCAGCCAGGUGGACGAGACGUUUCGCCAGCUCAUAGAGAUAUAUACCCCACUGUCAGCUGGGGAGUUGCAACUGAUCAGGCAGACCCUCCUCAUAUUCUUCCAAGACAUGCACAUACGAGUGUCCAUAUUCCUGAAAGACAAAGUACAGAAUUCCAAUGGGCGUUUUGUGCUCCCGACGUCUGGUCCAGUGCCAUGUGGAACACAGGUUCCUGGACAGAUGAGGCAGUUCAGUUGCUCUGGCGAGGAGCUUAAGAGACUUCAGUUCUCCAAUGGUGGGAACUAUACCAGUGCUCUCCGUGAGGGCUCGUUUGAAAUGUUUGGCGAGAGGGUAAUCAAGUUGGGCACAAACAUGUAUAGCGUGAGUCGUCCUGUGGAGACCCACAUGUCAGGGACAUCAAAGAACUCUGCACAGCACACCAAGGUGAAUACUGCACCCAACCCUCUUGCAAAAGAAGAACUAAAUCUGCUUGCAAAGCUGAUGGGGGGCUUGGAGAUGCAGACGCCUACCAGCACAGACUCAGGGUUCCGUGUGAACCUAUUUGCCACAGAUGAAGAAGAGGAAGAAGCUUUAAUAUCAAGACCGGAUGAGCUGUCAUAUGAAGUUAUAAAUAUCCAAGCAACCAAGGACAAACAGGCCAAUGCCGAGCUGGCCAAAAUCAUGGGGGAGUUUGGUGAAUCUGGAGAUCCCGCCCCUACCUCCAGCAGCAAAGGAGAUGACCUGCUGGCCAUGAUGGACGGCCUGUGAUGCAGUGUGGGUCUGUAGCGGUCCUCAAGGCUAAGGCUAAGCAGGUUAGGCACAGUCAUGGUGUCAUGCUGUGGACAAGGCAUGGAGUAGACUGAGUACCUUUGCCUCACAGCUAGUGUGGACCCGUAUGUGCCCCACACAAGGCACAACCUCCAUUGUGUGUGUUUAUAGAGUGGAGGUGUGAUGGGAGGACGACUCAGGUUUUGGCUCAUCAAGGUAUUUUGGGUCAUCAAAAAUCUGCUGCAAUAGUUUACCUUUCGGGCAGAGGGCAAAUUGUUUGCUUCAGUGUAUUGUGUGUGUGUGUGUGUGUGUGUGUGUGUGUGUGUGUGUGUGUGUGUGUGUGUGUGUGUGUGUGUGUGUGUAUGGCCGCGACUAGAAUCACCUCAGAGCAUUUCUUGGUGUUGCUCCUUCAUGGGCCCCAAAGCUUUCCCGAACAGUUGGUGCCACACUGUGUUUCAUCAGCACCAGGAAGUGCUUUACAACAGCUUAUUAAGGUUGCAUUGCUUUUCCAUACCACCAGGGGGCAUACUUCAUCUACAGUCAUUUUGCAAUGGUAAAUCAUGUGUAAUUGAAAUGCUGGUGUUCUAUAACCAAUGUGUUAACCAAAUACUAGUCCCCAGGCUUAGUUUCUGUCAUUGCUGUAAGGUUAUCAUGUUCAGUUUGGUUAAACACUUUCAGAAUCCUCAUUUCAAUUACUCAUGGUUUCAGUUGUUAACAUAAGAGUUGCACAUGCUGUGCAUGUUAGUUGUUUGAGAGGUUUUCAGCUCCUUGAUCCAGCACCUGCCGUAAAAGCCCAGGCAAUUGUUAAUGUGUCAAGAGAGUGAAGACAGAAAACCUAAGUGCACUUGUCAUUGUGUUUCAAAGUUGUAUAUCCAAAAAUAUAUGUAUGAACUGAAUGUUAUUGUCAGUUGGUCACAAAACUUUAAAUGGUCAAAUUUUAAGAAAUGUUGCCUAGUCCAUGGUUUAAAACAUUUUACUGACUCACCACUGUAAUGAAUUUGAUAAUAAUGUAGACGCCAAUAAGGCCCCAAUUACAAACAAUUUUGUGAAUACAUUUUUGAACUUAUUGUGGUUAUUUAUUGACGCAUUUCAUUGCAUCUGUGUUUUUAUUCUUUCUGUGAAAUAGACCAUAUGUUUAUGAAAACAAUAUUCUGUCUUUCUUUUUUUCAUUAGUUUUUCCCCAAAAGUAGUGUGAAUAAAAAUUCUCUGAACUUG